GUCUGUUAGUCAGUGUUACUGUACAAACUCCACAUGGAAUUGUGUGCAAUCAAAACUUUCAGCCUGAGGACAUACUGCUGGUAUUUUUGGGUCCGAGACAAGGAGACAAGAAAAAUCAAGGGAAGGCAUCAAACAGGUUUAAUAUCACAUAUAACAGCCAUCAUUAUUAACCGGAAUAACAGGUUUUCGGGUAGAACUGUGAGUUUAAACACCUCACAGUUCGCAAACAAACCCUUCAGGGGAAUCCAUUCUCAGUUCAGGACUAGAAAUCCUCAUUUCUCAAAGAGACACUUGUCCAUUCAAACUCAAGAAACUCCAAAUCCCAGGAGUCUGAAGUUCCUCCCUGGAAAACCUGUGCUUGGAAGUGGAACGUUGGACUUUUCCUCUCCUAGCUCGGCUGGAUCGUCCUCUUUGGCCAGGGACCUGUUUGAAAUUGAGGGAGUAAAAAGUGUGUUUUUUGGUCCGGAUUUCAUUACAAUCACCAAAACAGAUGAAGAUGUCGAUUGGACACAAAUUAAGCGUCAUGCAAUGGAAGUGAUUGGCAAGUUCUUUGAAAGUGGAGACCAAGUAACAACAGAUGCAGUCCACAGUGAAAACAGUCUCUCUGAAGAUGAUGAUGAUAUUGUAUCCAUGAUAAAAGAGCUUCUGGACACCCGAAUCAGACCUACAGUGCAAGAAGAUGGCGGUGAUGUUAUUUUCAAAGGUUUUGAGAACGGCAUCGUCAAGCUGAAGCUGGUCGGUUCCUGUACUGGAUGCCCCAGUUCCACCGUCACACUGAAAAACGGCAUUCAGAACAUGAUGCAGUUCUACAUCCCAGAAGUGGACAUGGUGGAACAGGUGGAAGAUGAAGUGGAUGAAAUUAAUGCAAAAGUUUUUGCAGAAGUGGAGAAUAAAUUGCAAGAAUAAUGUACUACACGCAAAAAUAUUAUCAAAUGGAAUACAUUUUUAUGUAAACAUUUAGUCUUUAUUUUUUUGCUUUUUGUAAAAUAUAUUGUAUUGUUGGAUUGCGUUGAGAAAACAUGUUCAAGUUGUCUUCAUACUGUAUACUCACAUUUUUAUUCAGAUCCUUAAAGUUUCAGAUCACAAUGAAAUAAAAAAGUAAUUGUUUUUUUUUUUCCUUUGCAUAAUAUAUUGAUGUAGUGUUGUAUUUAUGUCUUACAAAUAUGUUCAGAAAAAUAUAUUUUUUCAAUUUAUACUUUGGUUUAUGUCAUGCAAGUUCUCUAUAACUUUUUUUUCCCAAGCAUAUUAAAACAAAGACAAACAGUUACAUCAUCCAUACAAUAAUUCAAUCAUAAAUGUAAAUACAUUAAAAAGAGUUGUUUUAUCUUAAAAAAUUAUAUUGUGUUGAUGUGCUUCCAUGCUGCAGUUUUACCACAUUAAAAGAUGUGACAGGA
Molecule: messenger RNA, 1394 nt
Organism: Oryzias melastigma (Indian medaka)
Lineage: Eukaryota; Metazoa; Chordata; Actinopteri; Beloniformes; Adrianichthyidae
Exons: 10
Coding region: 34-906 (290 amino acids)
Biological process (GO): iron-sulfur cluster assembly
Cellular component (GO): mitochondrion
Molecular function (GO): iron ion binding; iron-sulfur cluster binding
Source: RefSeq, a predicted model, not a curated record